This is a messenger RNA of Mugil cephalus (flathead mullet), 2738 nucleotides long. It is a transcript of the gene rad17, whose product is annotated as RAD17 checkpoint clamp loader component. The record is from RefSeq and is a predicted model, not a curated record. The transcript is spliced from 17 exons. Gene Ontology annotation, molecular function: chromatin binding. The coding region runs from base 222 to 2147 and encodes 641 amino acids. NCBI's taxonomy places the organism in Eukaryota, Metazoa, Chordata, Actinopteri, Mugiliformes, Mugilidae. Gene Ontology annotation, biological process: mitotic DNA replication checkpoint signaling; DNA repair; DNA damage checkpoint signaling.
UCCGGUUGUGGUAGGCGCUAACGAUAUUGCAUCUUGAGAACAAAAAGUUUCUGUAACCUUCUUCCGGAAUAAGGCUUUGAGCCAAGGCUUAAAUUAAUCUACGAGGCUUUUAUCACAUAUUUGACUAAGUCAAAGUGGCACCAUAUAACAAGACCACUGCUUGUUAGAUUUCCAGUCCCUUGCUGCACUGUUACCCCGGUUGUGAAACGCCAGGCUCUGUGAUGAAUAAGCUUUCUCUGGGGGAUAAAGCUUCUUCAGGCAAAGCCAACCACUGGGUGGAUCCAUCCUUUAUUGACUUGCCAGAGGAAGGCUUUUUGCUGUCGGGAAGAAGAAAACAGAGCCAGUUCCUCUCCGAGUCUAAAAUGAAGAGGACCAGAAAAAAGAGAGAAGAUGUGGCCAGCCCUCACCUGCUGAUAGAAUCUUACCAAAGGCACCUGGAUGAUCCCUGGGUGGACAGAUACUCACCAUGUUCAAAGGCGGAACUAGCUGUCCACAAGAAGAAGAUCGAGGAAGUUGAGAAUUGGAUGAGAUUUCAUGCAAAUACAUCAAAGGGUGGCAUUUUGCUACUUAGCGGACCAUCAGGCUGCGGAAAAACUGCCACGGUCCAGGUUUUGUCUCUGGAGCUUGGUCUCAAGGUUCAGGAAUGGACCAACUCCACAAAUCUGGAACCACACUAUAGCAGUCACUAUGAAUGGAUCAAUGGCUUGUCCUGCAGCUCCCAGAUAGCCCAGUUCCAAGAGUUUCUCCUAAGAGCCAAUAAAUACAACUGCCUGAAGUUGGCAGGUGAGGGAGAAGCUAUACACAGGAAGCUAAUAUUGGUGGAGGACUUUCCAAACGUAUUCUACAAGCAGCCUGUCAGUCUGCAUGGUAUCCUGAGGUCCUUUAUAAAGACCAGUCGAUGUCCCCUGGUGUUUAUAGUGUCAGACAAUCUCAGUGGAAACAGCAGCUCGCGCUUUCUUUUUCCUAAAGAGAUACAGGAGGAGCUGGAUAUCUGCAACAUCAGCUUUAAUCCAGUGGCACAAACCACAGUGAUGAAGGUCCUGACUUGCAUUUCAACACUUGAAGAAGAAAAGAGCUGUGGUAGGACGUGCUUCCCAGACCGGGCCUUGCUGGAAACACUCUGUUUAAGAAGCUCAGGAGAUAUUCGCAGUGCCAUCAACGACUUGCAGUUUUUUUCUUUCCAAGACACACCACUGGAAAGGGGGUUGGGGAAGAUGAAGGCGGAGAGACCUAUGAUGCCAGUGUGCAGAACUGUUUACAGAGAAGGAGAGAGGAAGAAAAGCUUCAAAGAGACAAGGAAGCAAGAAGAGAAGCAGGCUAUUGGAGGGAAAGAUGCUUCUCUGUUCUUGUUCAGAGCACUCGGAAAAAUUCUGCACUGCAAACGACAGAAUCAUAAAAGUGCUAAAGCAACUGAAAUUGUAGCUACGCCUUGUCUACCCUCUCACCUGUCACAUCAUCACCGAGAAGUAUUACAAGUAGACCCUGAGGUUGUUGUGGAGCGUUCGCACAUGACUGGAGAAUUCUUCAACCUGUACCUUCAUCAGAACUACCUGGACUUCUUCUCUGAGAUUGGGGAUGUCGACAGAGCCACCAAAUAUCUGUCUGAUGCUGACCUCCUCACUGCAGAUUGGAUGGUCAUGCUAUGUCAUCCUCAGAGUCGCAGCACAAUGGGGGAUUAUGGGUCUUUAGUAGCCACCAGAGGUCUUCUUCAUUCGAACUCCCAGCAAGUUUCUGUUGGCUUUAGACCGCUCCACAAACCCAACUGGCUGCUGAUCAAUAAGAAGUAUCGUGAGAACUGCUUUGCUGCCCUGUUCCAGCUGAAGGGGUUCUGUCUUUCACCAGUCAGUCUGCAGACUGAGUUGUUGCCAUAUCUGGUCAAACUCAACAACCCUUUGAGGAAACCAGCCCAGAUAUCUUUUAUUCAGGAUGUUGGUCGCAUGUCACUGAAACGAUUCCCCAGCAGAUUAAAACUGGAGACUCUUACAGACAACGAGCUGGGCCAGAUGGAGAUAGAAGGUGAGGAUGAAAAGGAGGAAAGUCAGGUUGGGGGUGAGGGCAGUCUGUCAGCAAGUCAGCCCCAACCUACUUCUAACAAUACCUUUUUGGAAGACAGGGACAUGAUCAUCGAGGAAUAUACCAGUGAUUAACACACAGCUCUGCCACACACUGUUAUACUGCAACUCUUUUGUUUGAGGGGGUUUUGUAAAACCUGAGUUAUGCCUUAGACUUGGAGACUUUAUAUAUAUAUAUAUAUAUAUAUAUAUAAUUGCAAAAAUAAAUCCCCAAACUAACUAACUCCGUAGUUUGUCACAGAUUUAUUUAAUAUCUCUUGUAUUACUAGUAUUUGUGGCUCGACGAUGUGUCAUUUGUAAAAGACACAGUCAUUUUUUGAACAUGUUAACACACAGUGCUGUGAAAGCAUGGGUAUUAGUUAUACUAUGUGAAUUAUUUUCUCCCAUAGUGAACUUUCAAUGCUUUAGCAGCUAAAACCAGCUAUGUUCAGCACUUGUUGUUUUUUUCUUUGUUUGUUUUUUUGUACUUAACAUGAUUUCACCUUCUAGCGACUGUUGAACCUGGAGUAACCAGUAAUGGAGAAUUUUCCAAGAGCAAGCUCAUUGUUUAAUUAACAUAUAUUAUAUUGUUUCCCAUGAUGGAAAAAUAAGAAAUACUACAAUAAAUGUGAUACAUUUACAUCUAAAAAAAAACUUGAAUAAAAAUAAAGUGUAGACCUACUUGAA